AUUUUCUGCCGCUUACCAAAACGACAUCCCGCUCUCUCUGUCGUUUUACGACCAACGGAACCUUUUUCAAGUUACAUGUACCCAGGAAACUCUCCUGCCGGUCUGCGUCCGUAUCGCUGUGACAGACGCGAUAUGUCACGGCCACAUGAACAAAAUAACGGUCUCUCCGACUCACACCCCUUUCGCCGCCGCCAUUCCCAAUCUGAUCUACAGGAUAUCGUGUCACGCUCUUUGGACCCCAACUACAAUGGCAUCUUCCUUCUCGACUGGCAGCAGUUAACAUGCUUCACGAUGCCAUUGACUGUCUUCCCACCUCCAAUUCAAUCGUGCAGUAGGCAGUUCGACAUGGACAUCGAUACUGCGUCUAACGUUCCAGGGUGCAUCCGCAGCCAUACCAGGCUGUUCUCGUCCUCGGGCUCAAAACCGGUCUCUGUACUCGGCAACGAGCAUACGACGUCUCGUAUUCUCCCACCGUCUCUUAAUCAAACAGAGAGCUCACGAAGAUAUCAAUCACCUUCCUUGCGGAGAGUAUCCUCUCCCUGUCAGCAGUGCUCGUUUUACAUCCGACCAUGCCAAUUCUCACCGCCAUUGGCACCAUUAUGGCCGAUGACGAACAUCGAGGGUCGCAUCCCUCAUGAAUGCAGAUAAAACCAUUCCCGGAUGAUCGCAAAGAGAGUCGAAGAAUAUUGCAUUCCCGAAGAUUAGGACGUUGCUCUAUG
Messenger RNA from Guyanagaster necrorhizus, 719 nucleotides. RefSeq lists its product as uncharacterized. The record is from RefSeq and is a predicted model, not a curated record. NCBI's taxonomy places the organism in Eukaryota, Fungi, Basidiomycota, Agaricomycetes, Agaricales, Physalacriaceae. The transcript has a single exon. Bases 76 to 648 code for a protein of 190 amino acids.